This is a messenger RNA of Balaenoptera musculus (blue whale), 1651 nucleotides long. RefSeq lists its product as uncharacterized. The record is from RefSeq and is a predicted model, not a curated record. The transcript is spliced from 2 exons. The coding region runs from base 939 to 1565 and encodes 208 amino acids. NCBI's taxonomy places the organism in Eukaryota, Metazoa, Chordata, Mammalia, Artiodactyla, Balaenopteridae.
AAUUAUAACGUGUACAAACAGCACAAAUCAAGAAGUGUACAGCUUGAUGAAUUCCUACAAUGACACUUCGUGCUAUCAGCACAUUGUAUCAUUAACUUUUAAGUUGAUAAACUGGUAAGAAUGAAGGAUUAAAACCAUCAACAACUACCACAAAAAAGCAGAGUAGUAAACAAGAACCAGUAGGUGUGACUAAACCAGGUGGGAAGCACACUUGCAAAAAUGAAACAAGUUUUGUCACAUUUUAUACCACACAGGUUUUCUGUAUCAUCAGAACAUGAGAGAAUACAUUGUCUCAGUCUGAUAGGAGCCGGACUUGGAGUUUCUCUUACUGUGCUUUUCCUCCCUUGCCUGCAGGAGUUGUACAUUUCAAAGCAAACUGCAGAAAAAACAGAAAACUUCAGAACCAAUUAGAUUGCUUAGCAACGUUUUUUUCUUUCCUGAGCUACUUCUGUGUAAUCCUCCUGUCACAAAUUGUGACCUUACACAGUAACUUUAAACUUGAAAAUCAACUUUUCAACGUUUUGAGACGCUCUCUUCCCUUGAUUGACAGAUCGUUUUGUUCACUUGAAAGUCUUGGACGUCUCCUAAUUCCCGGUCUAGUCAUAACGCCCAGAGGUUACUAAAGAACACUCAAGAUUCACAGGGACUCUGCCCAUGGUUUACCUUGUAAAUACAAGCCAUUCUGAGAUCUGGGUCCUGAAAUUAUUUUACCCUUCGAGAGCAGAAAUAUUACCAUGAUCAUACAGUGAACCCCUAGAUUUUCAAAUUCUUUAUACAUUCAGCGACUUCUUCGACCGACCAGUAACUUUCCCAGUUAGCAACCAAUAGUUUUACAUAGGUUGCUAUCUGUUUUGUUCGCAAUUUACGAGCAAUUUAGCCACACGUAAGCAACCUUAAGGAAGGGGAAGAGGGGUUCUUCCUGUCAAUGAAUCCACACAAUGAGAGGCCCGUGGUACCCAAAUGAAACAAUGAUAAAAGAUCGGCAAAGCUCAGAAACGUUCCUGAAAGCCACGAACGCCAGCUCUGAUUUCAGGUUGCCGGAGUGCGCCCGCUCGGUAGCCUUUAUGGCCAAGAGACAGAAGGGUCCAGGGCAGAGGGUCCCACUGGGGACGCUUAAGAUGAGAGUGGGCGACCCUGCUACCAGCCCGCCCCCACCACAAAGAGGAGUAAACGCUCCGCAUCCCCGUCACCAGGGCAACUCUGCAAUCCGACACCUAGGCGCAAGAUUCCGCAUUCCCAGCCACCGGACGCAGAACACACGCGUUUCACAACCCGGACGCAGGGACUCCGAGGCUUCCCACAAGGCCGUCCCUGGGGUGCUGAGUGCGACGAGGAAGACGCCCUCUCUGCAGGCCCCGGGUCCGAAACUCAGCCACCCCCAACGACCCCGCCGCUCCCGGGUCUCGCUUCCCGCACGUGGCGGCCGUGAUUGCCCCGGCCGGUAUCCCUCCGCGUCCGUCCCGCUCAGUCUCCCCCUCCCUCGCCGGGACCCUCCGAUCCGGCGCGCCGCGGAAGGAUCGCACGCACGCGCUCGCGCACGCCCCGUGGAAACGGCGGAGAGCUGAGGGAAGCGCGCUCCUCGGGGAAGGGGGCGGUCGGUGCCUGCGCAGAGCCGCCUCCUCCUCGCCCCCGCCCCGCCUCCCCCCGCGCC